This is a messenger RNA of Silurus meridionalis, 1625 nucleotides long. RefSeq names its product TAM41 mitochondrial translocator assembly and maintenance homolog (gene tamm41). The coding region runs from base 470 to 1486 and encodes 338 amino acids. Gene Ontology annotation, cellular component: mitochondrion. Gene Ontology annotation, molecular function: phosphatidate cytidylyltransferase activity. Gene Ontology annotation, biological process: CDP-diacylglycerol biosynthetic process; cardiolipin biosynthetic process. The record is from RefSeq and is a predicted model, not a curated record. Lineage: Eukaryota; Metazoa; Chordata; Actinopteri; Siluriformes; Siluridae. The transcript has 8 exons.
UGACCAGCCGGAUUCCGUUUUAUAGCAGCAUUUAAUUCAAAGGGCAAAUUUAACGUAAAGCCGCAUACAUUUAAGCGUCAAAUCUAUUUGAUUCGAGUGGCUUUAAAUUACGUUUUAUUUCUAGUCAAAGUAUAUAUUUUUUAUUAAUAUUUCAAUUAUAAACUAAGCUUUAAUUUUGAGAACCGCGUGCGAUACAAAAUGGGCCGAAUCCCGAAUAGCUUUCAACUCCCUUUAUAGCACACUACGUAGGGCAUGACGUAAUGGUUUGUACAGCCUCGGUAGUGCACUACUUGUAACGCAGAAAGGCAUUUGGGUUUGAACCUCGUUGAAGGCGCUACUUCAUAUUAAACUGAUGUGUUAGCUUGUUGCUACUGUGCUGUAAGUUGCACUGGUUAUUGAAUAAAACGAUGAGGGCAAUGAAUGUAGAGGUUAUAAAAACGUUAUGGAGUAUUAGAUUUCUUCCUUAAAAAUGGCGCUUGCGACGUUACAAAGCACGAGUGUGUUUUACCGAAGGAUUCUGUCCCAGUUUCCACAAGAUAUUAGCCUAGCGUUUGCCUAUGGCUCUGGAGUGUUUAAACAGGCUGGGACUAGUCAGGGUCAGAUGCGGAACAACAUGAUGGACUUUGUGUUUGCAGUGGAUGACCCCAUCACCUGGCACACCAUGAACUUAAUAGAAAACAGGAAACACUACUCCUUUCUCAAAUACCUUGGGCCAAAACACAUCAGCAACAUUCAGACUGAGUAUGGAGCUGGAGUGUACUACAACACCCUGGUCCCUGUGGAGGAAAGGCUUAUAAAGUACGGUGUCAUGAGCACAGAUGCCCUGAUAGAUGACUUGCUUCACUGGAAAACCAUGUAUAUAGCAGGUCGACUGCACAAGCCGGUGCGGAUUCUGGUGCAGAAGGAAAACCCGAAGCUGCGAGCUGCUCUGGUGACAAAUCUGAAAAGCGCAGUGAUUGCCUCCUUCCUCAUGCUUCCAGAGAGUUUUUCAGAAGAGGAUCUUUUCCUCAGCAUUGCUGGACUCUCCUACUGCGGGGAUUUCAGAAUGGUGAUCGGCGAGGAUAAAUCCAAAGUUUCCAACAUAGUGAAGGACAACAUGGAGCACUUCCGAAUCUUGUAUAAUAAUAUUCUCCAAGAAUGUUCUCAGGUGGUUUACAAGCCACAGCAGGGGAAGCUGGAGGUGGAUAAGAGUCCAGAGGGUCAGUUUACCCAGCUGAUGGCUCUGCCUCGCACUUUACAGCAGAAGAUCACAUGGCUGGUGGAUCCUCCGGGGAAGAACCGUGACGUGGAGGAGAUCCUGCUGCAGCUCGCUCAUGACCCAGACUGUGGUCUGCUCGUACAGCAAGGUAUUUCCACCAUAGUGAAAUCAUCCAGCAUAACACAAAGUGCGAAAGGAAUUGUUACAGCAGGACUCUUUAAAACAGUGUCAUAUAGUGUGAAGAAGCUGCGGAAGAUGCUCAAAGGCUGGAAGAGGAAGAGACUGUGAUUUGUUAAAAUUUUGCCACAUGGUCAGGGUGUUCUGCCAUAUGUUUUUGGACACAUUUAAGUGAUCAGAGGUUUAUUUAUGUUAACAUGAUUUGAGUGUCAAUUACUGUAAUAAAUGCUGUUAAGUUUCAGUUAGUAAA